Jatropha curcas is the source of this 1238-nucleotide messenger RNA. Its product is annotated as protein VACUOLELESS GAMETOPHYTES. The record is from RefSeq and is a predicted model, not a curated record. NCBI's taxonomy places the organism in Eukaryota, Viridiplantae, Streptophyta, Magnoliopsida, Malpighiales, Euphorbiaceae.
UUAAACAACUUUCAUUUACACUUGGUACUGAUAAUCUGAUAGCCAAAAAUGGGCAGGCUAGAUAUUGAUCCAACUCUCCAACAUUUCAGCCACCCACAUACCCUAAAACUACAAAAUUUCCCUUCCCAAAUCCCAAACAAACCUAUUUGUUCAUCUUGUAAACUUGCAAUCUCUGGAUGGACAUACAAUUGCAAUUCUUGCAAUUAUUACCUUCACAAAGUCUGUGCUCAGAUGCCAAUAAUCAAAAAACACGAGAUAGACCCAAAUCACACACUUACCCUAAUUUCAACACCAGCCUAUCCUCAAGGUGCUUUCAAGUGUAAUGCUUGCGGGCGCCAUGACACUGGUUUUUCUUACCAUUGUAAAGAUUGUGAGCUUGAUUUGCAUACCCUGUGUGCUCAUAUGCCUUCUUCUAUCAAUAUUAAUCAUCAUCUUCAUAAUCACACUCUUUCGCUUAUUUUUUCGCCUGUUUAUUCAAAAAAAGUGUUUCAAUGCGAUAUUUGUAGAGGCUUUGGCUCAAAUCAUUGGCUUUAUCGCUGCAAUUCUUGUAGUUUUGAUGCUCAUUUAAACUGCGCUAUUGCCAAUACCCAAAAUCAAAAGCAAGACCAACCUGCAGCUCCUGCAAGUCAUCAGUAUAAAAGUAAGAUUCGUCGUCUUCCAUUGGCAUCAUCUGUAGUAGGAUCACCAAGUAGAUCUCCUUUACCCCUUACAAGCCAUCACUAUACGAGGAUGAUUCAUCGUCAUCCACCAUCGCCAUCAUCAUUUACAGUAGGAUCGUCAAGUAGGUCUCCAUUACCAGUUUAUGAUCAAAUAGGUGGUGGGGAUUAUUAUUAUACAGCAGCAGGUAUGCCUGUUCUUGUUGGUUCUCCUCCAUACGUGCAGCCUCCAAGAACAUAUAAUAUCAUGAAUGACAAUAAUCAUAAUAAAAAUUUGACGGAGAUUGUAAUGAAAGGUGUUGUUGAUGGUUUUGCACAGCAAGCAGGACAGAUUUUGCUGGGAAGUAUAUUGGGAGGUUUCUCAUUCACUUGAUAUCAACCAAUCAAAUAUAUGGUUAAAGAUUUUAUUUUUAUCAUGAUUUCUUGUGUAUAUUGAGAUCAAAAUCUGCAGAAUCCUAAUAAAAUUAUAUGAAGUAUACGUAUCGGGUUGAAUCAAACAUCUUGAAUUUACUACUACUUAAUACUUUUAAUUUUAUCGAUUUGCUUGGACAAUGCGAUGCAUCCAAAGUGUAAAAAUGUAUG